Molecule: messenger RNA, 1309 nt
Organism: Erpetoichthys calabaricus (reedfish)
Lineage: Eukaryota; Metazoa; Chordata; Cladistia; Polypteriformes; Polypteridae
Product: caspase activity and apoptosis inhibitor 1
Exons: 6
Coding region: 204-1136 (310 amino acids)
Source: RefSeq, a predicted model, not a curated record
CCCAGUUAUACGAGUAUAAUUCCUGAUGUCAAAAUAGUGCGACAUUAAUAGUAUGCUCGUUGUUCGGUAAAGUCUGUUUAUAUUUUGGUCCUCCUUGCGUUUUGCCUUAUCUGACAGCAUCCUAUAAACCACUGCUCUGUGAUUGGACUUUAUUUUGAAUGUAGCGUAAUUACUUGUUGUCGAUAUAAGCAGAUUGUGAUAUAAUGACAGGUAAAAAGUCGUCAAAAGAGAAAAAACGAAAACAUUCUCACUCCGAUGGACGGCAUCUAGAUAGAAAGAGGCGAAGCACAGAAUCCAGACCAAAGGAUGUGAAAAGUGAUCGUGAGAAUGAGGGUGUAGAAGAGCCAAGUGAUAUUGAGGAAGGAGGAUUAAACUUAAGUGUGCCUUUCAAACCUAUUAGUGCCUAUAUCACUGACAGGAAAGAGAUGCUGGAACAGUGCUUCAGAGUUAUAGGAGAAAAAACACUUCAAAAAAUGCUUCCUGAUGAAUUAAAGAACUGUUCUUAUGAUGAAAUCAAAAAACUUUGCAUGGAUCAACUAGAGCAAAUUUCAGAGAAAAAUCUUCUCCAAAUUCUUGAAGGUGAAGAUUUGCCUCCAUCUGCUGAGAUUAAAGAUGAUGAGAAAGGAGUACAAAUGAGGAAAACUGACACAGAAACACAGCAGGAUAACAGAGUGGAUUCUACUUCUUCAUUCAAACAGGCUGUUGGAAAUGAAGAACAUAAACAAGGACCUGCUUCAGGGGAAGAAAGUGAUGCACUCAGUAUUAAUGCAGAUACAUAUGACAGUGAUAUAGAAGGACAUAAAGAAGAAACUGAAGAAAAGGAGAAGAUAACAGAGGAAAGUGAUACUGCAGCUGCAAAAAUACAAAACCAAGACCCCAAAAAAGAGCUACAGAAGGAUAUUGAAAAGAGUGUAAAUGAAAUUCUGGCUUUAACAGUUCCCAAUCAAGUGGACCCCAAAUCAACACCACCUGUAGAGCCUGUAGCAGUUGCAGCUGAGGCCUUAGACACUAAUAAACCUUUAACAGGACUACAGCCAUCAGUUCAGCAAUUGGAACUCCUUGAACUAGAGAUGAGGGCAAGAGCGAUCAAGGCAUUGAUGAAGGCUAAUGAAGCAAAGAAGCAGGCACUGGGCUAAAGCAUCAAGUUUCAAGAAGCGUAUUUCUGUUGAGGGAAUGAAAAACAGUUCAUGAUGGUAUUUGUUAACUGCCAUUUGGCGAAAAAGGCUUUAUAAAAUAAUGUUGAAAAUGUGUUUAGUAUGUGGUAAAUGUCUGACUGUUAUUUCAGAAAAUAAAUUUAUUUUAUUACUUA